This is a messenger RNA of Manihot esculenta (cassava), 932 nucleotides long. RefSeq names its product 40S ribosomal protein S7. Gene Ontology annotation, biological process: ribosomal small subunit biogenesis; translation; rRNA processing. Gene Ontology annotation, cellular component: 90S preribosome; small-subunit processome; ribosome. Gene Ontology annotation, molecular function: structural constituent of ribosome. The transcript has 6 exons. NCBI's taxonomy places the organism in Eukaryota, Viridiplantae, Streptophyta, Magnoliopsida, Malpighiales, Euphorbiaceae. The coding region runs from base 170 to 745 and encodes 191 amino acids. The record is from RefSeq and is a predicted model, not a curated record.
CUUAAGGCUUACAUCUUCUACAGCUACUUUCUUCACUUUGCCCUAGCCGCAGCCCACUCCCAGGCUUCCUCCGACUGCGGCAUCAACCUUCCUCCCAUUUUUAGCUUUGAUUCUUCGCUGCGACUGCUCCUUUCUGCUCUUCGCUUUUUCCGAGCUCAGUUUUGUGAAGAUGUAUACUGCAAAGCAGAAGAUUCACAAGGACAAGGAUGCUGAACCCACUGAAUUUGAGGAAUCCGUAGCGCAGGCUUUCUUUGAUCUGGAAAAUACUAACCAGGAGCUGAAAAGUGACAUGAAGGAUCUCUACAUCAAUUCAGCUAUCCAAAUCGAUCUUGCUGGGAACCGGAAGGCUGUUGUCAUCCAUGUUCCUUUCAGAUUGAGGAAAGCUUAUAGAAAGAUUCAUGUUAGGCUUGUGAGAGAACUUGAGAAGAAGUUCAGUGGAAAGGAUGUAAUCCUGAUUGCUAGUAGGAGGAUAUUAAGGCCUCCAAAGAAAGGUUCAGCUGCUCAAAGGCCUCGCACCCGUACGCUUACUGCCGUGCACGAGGCAAUGUUGGAGGAUAUUGUACUGCCUGCUGAAAUUGUUGGGAAGCGUACCAGAUACCGAAUUGAUGGGUCUAAGAUAAUGAAGGUUUUCUUGGACCCAAAGGAGAGGAACAACACAGAGUACAAGUUGGAGACUUUUGCUGCAGUUUACAGGAAGCUCUCGGGCAAAGAUGUUGUGUUUGAGUUUCCGGUGACCGAGGCAUAAAAAAGUGCAGAGCUGGCUGGCAUCUUUGCAUGUUUUUUUCCUAGCAAAUUUAGUUUAGUAGGCUAUUUAAAAUUCUCAAAAUUAAGUCAAUUUAUCAGGAUUUUGUGGUGGAUCCAUUUUCUUAAUGUUACAGAUGCUCAUUUCCAAGUACUUUUCAUAAAUACGAUGUUUUUAGUGUCUAUCUACA